Molecule: messenger RNA, 2702 nt
Organism: Exophiala oligosperma
Lineage: Eukaryota; Fungi; Ascomycota; Eurotiomycetes; Chaetothyriales; Herpotrichiellaceae
Exons: 1
Coding region: 825-2450 (541 amino acids)
Molecular function (GO): NADH dehydrogenase activity
Source: RefSeq, a predicted model, not a curated record
CCUCACCAAAUAGUUAGUCUACUGGGCCAAGUAUGUAUGUAUGAUUGGGUUCCCGAAAUCCGAGAUCUGAUGUAACUGGGCUUUGAAUACCAAGAGCACACUCAUCUAGGGUAAUACGGAUUCAUUUGGUUCUUUUUUUGAUACCUUCCAGCCGGUCUUUUUGUAUAUCUCAAUGUAUACCUAGUACAUUAAACUGUAUGAUGAUUUGAGAAUACCUUUUGUAUCAUCUUUGACAUUUGAACUCCGUAUACGCUGUAUACACCGGACUCCGUACGAGUUACCAACUUGUUCAUCUAUGAUAUGGACUCGCAGAAGAUCCUCCGUGGCGGUCGCAUGGUAUCGUCAAUUUAUCAAUCUACAAAAAGGACCAAACCGGUGGCUGUUGCUGCUGCUGCUGGUGGUUGGAGAAUGAGUGUUGUUUUACAACAACAACAAGAAGAUUGUUAUUGUGGUCGUCGUCACCACCACCACUCCCAUCAUCGUCAUCGUCCCAGCGGGUCUGGAAUCACAACAGUGGACGUCAGUCACAUUAGAUCUCAAUCGACACCGACACGGGUCCCUGGUGCGAGUACGAGUGUCGGUUCUAGACUUAUCCGACCUCAAACCGUGACUGUGGGCGUGAGACAAUAUUUUACUGCCGCGGACACGAACGCCGUCACACAACCAGAAAACGAAGGAGGUGUUGACAAAGACGACAAGAGAGAGAAAGUUGUGAUAUUGGGUAGUGGAUGGGCUGGUGUGUUUUUUCCCUCUCCUCUAUUCCCCCCCCCCUUUUUUCCCCCCGUUCUUCAAGUGCGUUUCUGUACUCUUGAAAAGGAACUUACAUGCUCAUUUAUUAUAACUUACAUCCAGGUUUUGUUUUGGCACAUCGCCUCGACCCCAAAAAAUAUCGUGUCCUCGUGGUUUCUCCCCGUUCGUACUUUGUCUUCACUCCGUUGUUGAACGACUCGGCCGUCGGUACCCUCGAACCACGCAACGUCCUGGAAUCGGUGCGCGGGCGUGAAUCUUCGGUCGAUUACAUCCAAGCCUGGGCCGACGACCUGGACUUUUCAAACAAGACCGUCACGGUGGAACCGUCCGUGUUGGACCCUGACGUCGGCCACGCCCUGACGGGCCCGCGCGAGCACAACGAACAAAAGACGCCCGUGGGAUUUUUUCGAGAGUCAGACUUUGAUAAAUCAUCACCAAAGCAGCCGUCGUUCCGACUCGGCGGGACGGGGAAACAUCAGGUGCCCACGUUCCCCAUCAACUACGACAAACUCGUCAUCGCGGUCGGGACGUACAGUCAGACGUUUGGGACUCCAGGGGUCCGAGAGAACGCGUACUUCCAAAAGGACGUGGGAGACGCGAGGGCCAUCCGUAAACGGAUCCUGGAACUUUUCGAACUGGCCCGUCUUCCCAACAUCCCCGAGGAGACCAAACGGUGUCUUUUGCAUUUCGCCAUCGUCGGCGGGGGCCCCACCGGGAUGGAGUUCGCGGCUUGCCUGUCCGAUCUCAUCCGCCAGGACCUGUCCAAGAUCCACCCCGGGUUGAUGAAGUACAUCCGGAUCAGCCUGUACGAUGUGGCCCCGAAAGUGUUGCCCAUGUUCGACGCCGCCCUGGCCGAUUACGCCGUGAAGCAAUACAAGCGGCAGAACAUCGACAUCAAAACGAGUCACCACGUCGAAGAGCUCCGGCGCGGGUUCCCCGACGACGAGGAGGCGAGACAGAACCAAGACAGGCAACCGAAAGGGAGAGUGUAUACGAUUCGGACAAAGGAGGAAGGGGACGUGGGGAUUGGCAUGUGCGUGUGGAGCACGGGCAACAUGAACAACCCCAUGGUCGCAAAGGCGUUGCACAACGUCCGCAAAUAUCCCGUUCAAAGUGCCGUGAUGACGACCCCUCGGGAAGGUGCUGGAGAGGACAUGGAGAAUCCGACUGAACAGCAGUGGAUGAUCACGCGAGAUCCCAAGACCGGCGUGUUGUUGGUUGACGAUCAUUUUCGAGUGAACCUGAACACACAAACUGCCGGUGACGGUGAAGGACGUGGUGGUGGUGAGGCGAAAAAAGCGACCGCCGCCAAAGCGUACAUGAAGGAUGUCUUUGCCUUGGGAGACACGGCCAAGUUGAUCUCUGGUCCAUUGCCCGCCACGGCGCAAGUUGCGAACCAAGAGGCCCUGUGGUUGGGUAAGAUGUUGAACAAGUUCGACACCGCCGAGGAAUUCGGCGAGGCAAAAGGCUUCACGUUCAGAAACCUCGGCGUGUUCACCUACGUCGGAGGCGCGAAGGCCGUUCUACAGGGACCCAAUACAGACCGAGAGGGUGUCACGAAGGGCUUGAAAGGGUGGAUCGCCUUUCUGGUCUGGAGAGGUGCGUACUUGACCAUGACCUUGAGCUGGAGGAACAAAUUCCUCGUUCCCAUCCAGUGGUUGGCGGUCAGAGUGUUUGGUCGGGACAUUUCGAGGUUCUAAAGAUGGUGGUGCUCGGUCGGCUUGAUGCGAGAGGAAACAUGACGCAGGGGACCAGUCAUUCUCUGUUUUCACUGUACAGUACAUCUCACUUUUAAAACAUGAAGCUUUUGUGGUAUUCUGAACCAGAACCAAUGUCUGGUGAACCAUGAUUGGCCAGCCUCGUAGUCCCUGCCUCCAACCCCCAUAAUGCCCCUUUUCGGGUUGCCCAACAACCCCUCACUGAAUCGAGGACUUGCUUUUCUUUCUUUUCCU